Sphenostylis stenocarpa is the source of this 297-nucleotide messenger RNA. The record is from the annotation of a GenBank genome assembly. Lineage: Eukaryota; Viridiplantae; Streptophyta; Magnoliopsida; Fabales; Fabaceae.
AUGAAUUGUUAUGGGAUCAUUAGGAUUUGGGAUUGGAGUGACAAGGUGUUCCUAGUGGUUGAUGAUAAUGAUGAUAUGCGGUUGGUUGUGUUAUUUGGGGUUCUGUUAGGGUUGGACUUGAUUGUUGGUGAUGAUGAUGAUGAUGGGUGGGGGUGUUUGUGGGUGGGAGCAAAAGGGAUGGAUGAUGGGACCAAUUCCAAUCCAAAGGCUAUGAUUUUUUUAGGAUUUGAAAAUGGAAACCCUAAAUUGCUUUUUGAUAUCAUUAUUAGGUCAAGCUGUAAAGGGGUUGAUUAUUGA